CAAAAACACGGAAGCUCCUUACAUGCAGAAGGUAACAAACAGACACCACCCCGCUGUUAACUCGUCUCAAAACGCGUUUAAAGUAGUUGUAACCGCCUUACAUUAGUUUAAGUGUAAUAUUUUACUUUAUUUCGGUGGUGACAGCUUGUGAGCGAUGAAGGCUGCCGCGUCGUUUAUGCUUCUGUAGCUGAGCUGCUUCUGUCGCAUUGAAAACACUGAAAACAAAGUGUUAGCAAGCUAACUAGCAGCCGAGGAAGAUGCCUGCUCGCAGUGUUGUGUCCCAGGGGAUUUCCAACAGCAAAGUUAGGUACUCCAGGUUAGCCACUGAUGAUGACGGAUACAUUGAUUUACAGUUCAAAAGGAGCCCACCCAAGGUCCCAUACAAAGCCAUCGCUCUCGCCACUGUCCUCUUCUUAAUCGGCUCUCUGUUGAUCAUCAUCGGCGCCCUUCUCCUGGCCGGUUACUUCGGCGUCACUCACUCAGACCGAACUGUGCCCGUCCUCAUCAUCGGGAUCCUCGUCUUCCUGCCUGGAAUUUACCACCUACGGAUAGCUUACUAUGCAUCAAAGGGCUACCCAGGGUACUCCUAUGAUGAUAUCCCAGACUUUGAUGACUGAGCUACACCACAGCGUCAGCCUCAGUCCUGCUGUGCUAACAUGAAAUCAUACACUGUGCUGCUUGUGCUGAAUUUAAGGUAGUAAUACCUUUAAAGAAAAUGAUGUCUCAUCAUUCCUCUUAAUUAUAGCGUUCCUCUGGAGGAUUUGUAUGCCUCCGUAGAAAUUCUACGCUGCUGUUAAGAAACCAGAUCAGUAUAUUGUUUCAUUUGUACAUUUGUUUUGUUAGCUUGAUGAAUAAUAAACCCAUAUUUCCUUUUUUUUAUUUGUACUUGGCCAUUUUUGCCAUUAUCAUUUACAUCAUCAGUAAUCACAGAGAGAUGGUAUUUACCAAAUGUUUAAAUCAUGUUAAAGCUCAAAUGUCAGAUCAUGGCCUCUUACUGGGAUAAUGUGUUUUAGGUUAUAUGUAGAGGACAGUAACCACUAUGGUAGCAUAAACGUAUUAAAGUAAUAAUUUCAGUUUUUUUUCCCUCCAAAACAGAAUCAAAUCAUGUGUAUGCCAAAUAAAACUGACAUUUUAUUCAGUG
Molecule: messenger RNA, 1141 nt
Organism: Amphiprion ocellaris (clown anemonefish)
Lineage: Eukaryota; Metazoa; Chordata; Actinopteri; Pomacentridae
Gene: tmem230b
Product: transmembrane protein 230b
Exons: 3
Coding region: 258-617 (119 amino acids)
Biological process (GO): synaptic vesicle transport
Cellular component (GO): endomembrane system; synaptic vesicle
Source: RefSeq, a predicted model, not a curated record